This is a messenger RNA of Odontomachus brunneus, 7074 nucleotides long. RefSeq lists its product as uncharacterized. The transcript is spliced from 7 exons. Lineage: Eukaryota; Metazoa; Arthropoda; Insecta; Hymenoptera; Formicidae. The record is from RefSeq and is a predicted model, not a curated record. The coding region runs from base 4148 to 5560 and encodes 470 amino acids.
CUUCUUGACCUUUGAGAUAUUAAAAUUACCAUUUUGCAUCUCAUUGUGUUAUUGUUUCUCAAAUAAGUUAAUAUUACUUCUUUAAACGCACGUGAUAUCAAAUUAUUGGAUAACAGAAAAAUGCCAAAGUCCGACAUAAUUAACGCGCAAUUGCACGAAACGCUUGCCCUCAGACUCUAUGAAUACCUCCUCUAUUAAGUAAAACCGGGGAAUUUGAAUAAAAUCGAUGCUAUCCGCUUGACCCCCUUUUUACAUGAAACGAACGAGCGUGCUUGUAUUGUCGGUUACUUGCAUUUAUUACGUGCCUUUGCCAUGAGCAAUCUUCCGUCUACAUCAAUUUGUUUUUCAAUUUUUUCAUUUUGGUAAUAUUGGCUUGCUGACACACCAAAUUAAUUGAUUUUUUAUAUUUAUGAAAUCUAUCCUUAUAAAAGAAUGUCGGGACUAGCAUCUAUUUUGGUAUUCUUUAUGUUAUAAAAUCUUUCAGUCGAUCUAAUCAAUAACCAAAUCCUCAUAAAGUAAUAAAUCGAAUUUUUGAGGAUUUACAGAGCUCCAGAUCCUUGCAUCCUAAAAGUCCUUGGAUUCCGAGUUUCCUGGAUUAGAUCCCAGAAGUUUUGGAUCUGCAGAGUGAGUUUGUUCGAGUUGCGUCUUAAAAAUGAGAUGGGGAGAGAGAUGUGGCGGUGCAGACUAGUGGACGCUGAGACGUUUAACUGUCGAUGCUAUGGAAAAAAGGCUGUUCGCUUUGCUCAAAGAUGUAAUUUUGUUUGCAUCAAGCUGCAUUUGAGAUACGGGUUGUACAUCCUCCUAGUCUCUUUCUUCUUUUCUGGCACAUGCACCGACACGCGUGCGACGAGAGUGAGGAAGGUGGAAUCACGUCGACGAAUCCACCGCCAACGACGAAUGCGCAGUGAAACAAACUGGGCAAACUGCGACGGGGUUGCUGCGCCCCUCAAGCAGUCCUUGGGGGAGGGUGGCUAGCAACAUACUGGUCUGACAUCGCUCUCACCACCGACGUCGCGUCGUGACACCGACAUCCAUUUUUCGUCGCAGUAUCGACUCGCGUAAGAUAUAAAACGCACGCUAUCACAGUUAUCAAUUGUGAUACGAAACACCUUGCGAGCGCUGGCGUGCGUCUAAAGUGGAAUCGAUGUUUGACGACGACGAGCUCGCGGAGGGUGUGCGCGAAGCAGAAAUGGGUUAGUGCGUGUUCUUCGAGCCAAGAAUAUUGUCCCGGAGAAGAAAAAUUUUUAAAAAGAAGGAGGAGAACAAAGGGUACAAGGCUCGUAAUAUAAAAUGUGAAAUCGAUACUCGACGAGCGUAAAUCGCGACGAAAGGUUUUUUGAGACGAAAAUACAGUGGAACAAUGUGUUUUUCGAUCUAAGGAUAAUUAUAAAGGAAAGAAGAAUUUCAAGAAGAAAAGGGAAGAGAAGCUCAGAAGUGGACAGUUCGCGAAUGUGCCGUUAAAUUCAUCACGGUAAGUGCAACUUGGAUGUGACGCUAAAAGUGCAUCUAGGUCAUCGAGUGAAUCUUUUGUUGGCGAGCAGGAUAAGAUAAAAUUUCAUCAUAUUCUACAAACAAAGAAGAAGAGAAAGAAGCCUGAACAAGAAGAGAGACAUAGGACAAAAAUAAUUUGCAACAUUUAUGAGAACCUAUUAUACACCAGGACUAAAUGAUUUUCCUGGAUGAUGAUACAGAUACACAUAAAGAACCAUGGUGAUACAAUGAGUGUGAAAAAACUCAUAAUUAACAAGGUUUGUUAUUGUUAAUUAAAUUAUAUUUACGCACGUGCGCGUGCUCGUUCAACAAUAUAUAUAAUAAUUAACAUAUCACAAUAUAUAUGCGUCGAUGUGUUCGAUGGUACACAAAUUGCUGUAACAUCAAUAAUCGCGUAGGUUGCCAAGUCCCACGAGAGCGUCAAGAAUAUACCGAGGAGUGCGCUACGAGAUGCAACGUAGAAUUGUCUGAUAAAUAGAGCGGGAUAGUUAAUUAAAUUAACUCGUUGAAAGCGACACGAUAAGAGUCAGGUGCGAUAACAUCGCAAUCGAUCACAGUCAGUAUCGCAAUGACGUUUCCUACGUCGAGAAAGCAACUUCUCGGAAUCAUCUUCCGGGUGCGUCCUAGGACGCGCCGGUGAACGUUCAGCGUAUCGAUGGUAAAUAACAUGGCGUGUGUUAGCCCGCAGUCGAUGACGUCAAGGACCGAGGGAUAUGUCGAUGGUUCGAUGUAAAGAGGGCGGGUAACAAAAGCGAGUACAACGAAAUUUCCCAAAGGACGAAGAACAAGGUUUCCCGACAAGCAAAGAGAGAUCGUCGGUCCGGCAUGGAAAUUGGAAGUGUGAAAAACAUUUUCCAGACAGUCGAGAGUUAUCGCGAAGCUAUCUUGUUAAUUGCAAAGUGACUGCGUUUAUUUUGAACAUUUAAGAAAAGAAAGAUAAAAAAGUGAACGACCAACUUGAAGGAGAAUAUAAAGCCAAAAUAUUAGUUAAUAAAUCAGCAAAUCUUUUUUCUCGAUUAUUAAUAUGUAAAAAACUUGAAGAUCCUGAAGAUAUGUGAGAGACUUGAACUUGAACUCUUCAUUGAAGUGUGAAGGAAUUGAGACAAUCUCAACAUAUUUUUCUUUCCUGGAUUUUAAAAUUUCUUGACGAUUUCUCUCACGCUCUCUGAUAAAUGUGAAAAGAUCCUGUUCAUAAAAUAGGAAAGGAUCUUUCAAUCGUUUCAUCGUGCAUUUUUCAUUUGAAGAUCUUUUCAACAAAUAGGGUGUUAGAUACAUGAGAUCACGUAUCAUACCGGAGAAAUAAAUCUUAAAGAGUGAUAUAGCGUUUGGAGGGAUUGUACGAACUAUCUGCUGCGGGGUUGGCGAGAAAGACAGGAAAGCCUCUCGGUGAGGUCGCGACGAGUAUCGUACCCGAUUGAGAAAUAGAGAUAUCGCCGGAACCGAAGAGCAGCAGGUUGAUACACAAAGUGGGGACAUUGUAGAAAUGGGUCAAGAGUGUCUUGGCGAUGGCAGCGUAGCAGCCUCCACUUGACGCGCUCCGCGUCGAAUAGAUCGCGAGGAAUCGACGCGAGUGCUAUAUCGAGUGCCAUCGCGCGAAUUAAACUCGAGCAAAGGGAGUCCGCUCUUGCAAUCUACGAAUCGCGGACGAAUCGUUCGUACGUAAUACACGGCGUAAUCAACCGCGAUCCGCUGGAAGAACAACGAGAUUGUCAACGAAGUUAAGGCACCCGAUAGUCGAUGCGCCCGAUGUGCUCCACGAUAUGUCACGAGGAAGAUGCUUCAUUCACUACGACAUAUCGUCGAUCUGUAUGCUGAAGCCCGAGCUUCGAUGUGAUCGCGUCACUGUUCCUCUCGAGGAGACAUAAUCUCUUCUUUCACAAGGGAUCCUCAGAAGGAUCCGACAAGCUCUCAAUUAUUUUCAUGGUUUACGGAUCACGUAGAGUUACGGAGUCAGUUACCACGGGGAUCGCUUGGCUUCACAAUAUCACCAAUCAAGUAAUAUCUUUAAUCAGAGUGCUGUCGCUCGUAGAGAUUAGACGAUUAUUGUUAAACUUCUUUACACGCGAGCGCGAUUGAUCGACUGGCCAAUGCCUGCCCUACUCUCGCUGGCAAUGAUGUAAUAUAUUACGACGCUUCAGAAAAUGUCACUUUCACCAUGUGUCCAUCAUUCGACCAGGACAAAAACUAUGAAAUUCGGUCUAUUAGCAUAAGAGAGAGCCCACACGUGACAGCGUUACCACUUGAGUUUACAUAAGACUUAUCGUUAUUCAUAGAUCUUAUACUAAGCAGCAAGUAAUUCGAAUUUUAUUUUUUCCGAUAUAAGUAUAAAAAAAUAAUACGGUAGCGGAUUCAUGAAAAUGUUUAAUUCAUAUCUAAAGAUGAUUCACAAAACUAUAUAUUGUCACUUGUUAUGAUAAUUAAUGAUUUGUAUAAAUUAACGAACAUUUUUCCAUUACUUUCAUCUAAUUUGUAGAAUAAAGAGCAUCGAGAGUUGUAUUAAGAACGUGUUGACAAGCUCUACUUUCAUCAGUUUGGAUUUCUUGUUCAAUUAAUAAUCUGUGAAUAAUUGAGGAUACAAAGCUGUCUCUGCAAAUUAAAUUUCAGUGACAAGAAUUAAUUAAGAAGUUAAUUAAAAAGUAUAUAUGUGAAAGGCGAGAUGAGUAGCAGCGGUGGGUUUGGUGUCGGCGUUGGCGUCGCUGGUGGACCGACCCUCGCAGCCGCCCAACAAGGCCAAGGAGUGGCUGCCCUCCUGGUGAUGCUCGCCGUCCUCUGCUUCAUUUUCGCUUACUGUUGCUGGGGCGCGCCGUUCUGCCGCUCGUUAUGCAGACGGCAUUGCUGUUGUCGUUUGGAAGACCCCGAACCGGACCCACGAUUCGGCGGUAGCGAUCAAGCCAUGGUAGCGACGCCAACCAUCAUCCUUCUGCCGCACGGCAGGAUGUUAGUCGUCGACGGCACGAUUUUCACGCAGUUCCAAACCGACCCCACGGGUUUGGACUUGGUAGAACUGGGUGACAGUGUGCUACGCGCACAGAGAAAUCCACGAAGUGUGAAUCGUCAUCAGCUGCAAAGUAGCCAGGGUAGCAUUGAAAUGGAUGCCGAGACACCUAGUAAAGAUAGCUUAGGAUCUAUCGGAUGCUUCCCACCGCCUACUUAUGAAAGCAUUUACGGCAAGGAAGAGACGGAUAUGCCUCCCUCUUACUCUGACAUUCUCUUGCACCGAUUUGCGAAUUUACCGCAUGAGAUCGACAUGCGCGACUAUUGCCGUGAUGGCAAAGAAGAAAUCGAGAUGCAAAGUCUGGAGAGCUGUCCACACAUCGUCGGCAAUCCGUUAAACUCGAUGCCGUAUCAUCCUUACGCCACAGUGACAAGCUUGUCCAGCUUGCAAAGUUACCCUCGGCGGAACGUCUCGCGCAAUCCGUCCAUUAUCAGCAAUCCCUUGGACAACUACUAUGUGGACAACGAGCUGGGUGUUUAUCGACUCAGCCGGGAGAUGAUACCGCGAGUGUCGAGCAAUGCAAAUCUUGAAUCUUUCCAUACAUCUCACGAUGAGAUGUCAUUCCGCGUUCCUGUUGACGAGAACGAAAAUCUGCGACACACUAGUCGAAAUAACGAGAGGCGACAACCAACCGUAGAGCACCAAGCCGUCAGGAACGCCGGCAACGAAGUAAUGAACACAAGAAAUCGCGCUCGGAGCAUCUCCAGACUGAGUCAGGACAGCCGCAGGAGUUCGUUAAACCGCGAAAUGGAUCAACAUCAGACCGCCGCCGCUUUCGUCAGGUUACCCGAUCCCGAGGAUGUUGAGGCUUCGCGAGACAGACGCGUUGACGAGGACCAACGACCACGAUUGUAUCGUGAGGAUCAAAACGCUAGAAAUCCGCGCUUGGAUCACGUUCAGGUCCAAGAUGAAGUGAACCGCAACGUCGUCGACGGUGAUCCUAGGUAUUUCGCUAGAAACAGACGACUGGAGAAUGAGGACAGGAAUCAAGGUGAGGUCGAGGGAGCUCAGUAUCUUGACGAGGAAGCUGGUAAUUUCGGUGCGCUCGCUGAUAUCCGCGAGAGUAGAGUGUAAUAUGGACUUAAGAUUGACGCAAUAUUUCAUUGCUUAGUAAGAAGGGCUCAGGAUGAAUUUUGUCGAAUCUGAAGGCACACAGAACUUUUUCUAAUUCUCACGAGUAAUAUUCAAAUCGAACACAAAGAGAAUCUGCCAAAAUCAUUUUCAUUUUCUUCAUUAAAUAUUUCUGAAAGAAAAAGUAUUAUAAUAUCCUCAUUUGUGUGAGAAAUGGUGAGAUUUUCUUUGUGUCUUAUAAGAAGAGCCCUUUAUAUUAAUACAUUAUACAUGUCUCGCACGACACAUAAGACUUGCACGAAAGUCAGAUGACAAGCGGAAAUUGUCUUGCGACAAAUUUCCACGAGAAAUUGUUAAUUCCAAACAGUUUAGGAGCAAACUGAAAUUCCAGGUUAACAAUUAGAGGCGAAGUCGAACUAAAUAUCGUACUAUACAAAAGGCAUUACGACGAUAUUUUUAACUGUAUAUGUGACAAUAUAAUAAUUGUACGCGCGUGACAACUUAGUAAGUCUUCACACACGAUACAUACACACAUAGUAUAUUUCUGACAAACAAUCAUCCCCUUAUGAAACAACGAUUUUUUUUACAGGACCUUGAAAGAAAAUUUUACGUAUGGCGAUCAAAGAAUGAGUCAAAGAAAACUCGAUGGAAAAAUACCGAAAAUAGUUGUUAUUCCUUUAAAAAUCAAUAUAGAUUGAGAAAACAUUGACGAAUAUCAUAUGAUAAAUUGUUACAUGAAGGAAGAAUAAUCCUGCGCGAAUAUCGGUUACUUUCCCGAUAAUAGAACGUCGACGCAAUCUAAAGAUGCUUUUGUAUGCGAAAAGUUGCGUUUAAACCUAGAAGCACAGCGAAGUUAGUUAAGUCCGUCCAGGCUUUAACGAGUGCACUUAAGUUUCACGAGCAUUGAUUUAAAAACACAUGUCUCGAACAGUGAUUUAAUCCUGAUUCAUAACUCCUUUCUCUUUAAUAUUUUAUACAUAAGUUAAGUACAGACUUGUCAACUGAUAUUAUGUUUGCUCUUACUAUUAUUUAUAGAAAGCACCAUUCUCACGAUUUGAAUAAGUGGUAUUAUCCACUGCGAAUGCAUCAAACGAUUUUAGUAUUCGCUAAAAGUGACACGAAGUUGGAAAUGACGUAAAAUUAUGUUUAAGGAAAAAGAAAUUGAUUAGAUUUUGUGUAAAAUGUUAAGAGAAAAAGUUAAAUAUAUAUAGAACGAGUGUGAAAGAAAAGGUAUCACAUGUUAAGAAAUUGUUUCAGGAAGCAAGUGUGAUGUGUGUUAAAGCUGGAUAAUCAGAUACAGCGAAGUAUCAAAACGUUAAAUCGAAUCACGUAUAUAUACCAAACAACAGAACGAAAUAACAGUUGGCUUUAGAUAUACUUCUUGUAUACACAUUAUAAGUGUAAGAUAAUUAUAAAGAGAACUAUAAGUUGUACACGUUAUCACUGUUAUCGUGUAUCGUAAGGAGGAAUUCAUCAACGAAAGAUUCCAAGAGAAUAAAAUUCUGCGUGAAGUAUAA